GAAGAUUAAAAAGCGGAGGAAAAUUCCCAUAAUUUUUGUGCGUGAGGAAAGGACACUCCAGUAUUUUGGUGUCGAGAGAGAGAAAGAUUGAACGGAUGACACUCCUCAAUCCGUCCUGAAACAACAAACUUCUGAGGAUGAUGCAGGUCUAUACUCUACAUUCUUAAUCAUAACUCAUCAACUUUGGUUUAUUUAAGAAUGCUUAUGAUUUAAGAUUUGGCACGCAUUUUUUUUAACACAUGCUCUCUAUGCUCUCUGGUUUAUGAUCUUUAAAUAUAUCCAUACAUAUCUCUGUCUCGUCAAUAAUACAUUUUAGAUUUUACCUCAAACGCUACUGGAAUUUCCACACUGAUUUCUGCUCCAGAUUUCGUGUAAAAUGUUGUGUCCAUAAUGAUGCAGCAGAAAUUAUUGGGAAUUUCUAUUUUUAUAGGGUAUUUUUAUAUAUAUGUAAUAUUACAAAUAUAAAUGUCGGAAAAUACCUGCUAUGUGAAGUACAACAUUAAGUGAAUUGAAUGCCAACAAGAAAAAAUAGAAUGCAGAAAGGGAACUAAAACGGAAAAUAGAAAAAAAAACAAAUAAUAAACAAAAAGAAAUAGAAGAAGUAAAUUUUUCUAUUCUUUUUGCUGCUGUUGAUAUUGUUUUCUGUUUUGGGUCCUCUUCUGUUCUUAGAAGUAAAGUGUAAAAAAAAUCGAACUGCAAGUGGAAUUUUCUUCUCACUUUGAGAUUUUAUUGUUUUCGGUGAUGUAAGAAAUAGAAGAGGAAGAAGUGGAACCUAAAUACAGAAUUAAAAAAUAAAUUUAUCCGCAAAAGUUAAAGUAACGAAAUAAGACAACAAAGAAAAAAGCAAAAAUCAAAGAAGAUCCAAGAAGUAGUACUGCAAUAAUUUUAAGAUAACGAUGAAGAAGAACAAAAGAUGCCGAAGAGGAACCGGAACCUGAAAAAACUUACAUGAAGCAAAAAAAAUGAUUUUUGAAUUCCUAAGCUCAGAAACCGUGUAAAGAAAAGUUAAAAAACCAUUUUUAUUUUAGUUUACUUUCAUGAGGAAGCAAUAAAUAAAUAGAUAAGGAAAAGUCGACAAGAAACAGCAAUAUUUAGAAGAAGAAAAAAAAACCUCAUCUAUAUAACAGACUAAUUACCCUUUUAAGUGACAUUGCGAUAUUGUGCAUAAGAAAAUAAAAAUUCUUUUUCCCAAACAAAAAAAAAAGAAUACAUUGUGAAAGUAUAGCUAAUAUUCUCUCUAUAUGGAUGACUCAUUAGAGGAAGAAGAAGAAGUAGUAGAAAAAAAUAAGAAGAAGAUGCGAAGGAAGCGGUAAAAAUUUCGUACCUGUGUUAAAAUGUACUCGGGUGCAGAAUAUUGUCUUAAUAGUUUGUAGUCGCAGAGAUAAGAUUGGAAUCGUUGACUCAACUGUGAAAUUCUUACCUUCGAACCAUACACUCGUCGUCGGUUAUAAAUUUUCACAAGUAAAACGAGAGAGGGAGAUGAGGAUAUAUGAGAAGUUAAUGGGAGUAGCAAACACACCUUCGAACAUCCUGGAUGAGUUGGCAGCAUCCGAUCUACAAUCAGGAUUUUUAUCACCGGCCAGAAUUCACCGCUGGACAUAAUUUUUGGUUUCCCCAAUCAACGCUCGGUAGUGGUCCACAACUUACUGAAGAUGUUAAAGUCGAACUACAGAGUCGUAAACUAUGGUCCAAAUUUCAUGGGGAGAAUACCGAAAUGAUCAUUACAAAAAGUGGACGGCGAAUGUUUCCGGCAGUUCAGGUGUGCGUGAGCGGUUUACAGAAGCGAGCUCGCUACGUCGUCAUUUUGGAAAUUGCGCCAGCGACGAAUCGUCGUCACAAAUACGUAACCGAUGGAAAUUUGGAGUGUAAUAAUAUUGGAAAAAUAUCGUCAACGAGAGGUUGGACGUCAGCUGGACCCGCGGAGCCUCAACCACCGCAGAAUCGACGAAUUUACAUGCAUCCCGAUGGUCCAGCCACUGGUGCACACUGGAUGCAGCAUCCGAUAAAUUUCAGUAAAUUGAAAAUCACCAACAACGCCGUCGAUCCCCACAGUCACGUGGUUCUCACAUCGAUGCACAAAUAUAUACCGAAAAUUUGGAUUAUUCGCUGUGACGAUCAUCAUAGAGAUGAGAAUUUAAAUUCUCAACCUUGCAAGGCGUUCAGUUUUCCAGAGACGGAAUUUAUUGCCGUGACUGCCUACCAAAAUGAAAACAUCACUCGACUAAAAAUCAACAACAAUCCAUUUGCAAAGGGUUUCCGAGAAACGGGACAGUCGCGUUGCAAGCGAAAAUUACAAACGUCCGAGGAUCAGUCGUCACUCGAUUCACAUGACGAGGAGGGCAAUGUCUCGUCAUCUGACUGUGAAGCCGGACAAUUGGAAGAUUCGCCGGAAUGUUCGGCAAAUAAGCGAACAAGAAGAUCGCCGAGCGACACUGAAAGUGUUAUCUACGACAGUGGCAUCAGUAGUUCGGGUGGUGCGACACCACCUCCGUCAUCGUCAUCAUCAUCACAAUUGUUGUCGUCCGAGACACUUUCCGAGGUGAAUUUUCGUGUCUCGUCAUCGUCAUCGUCAGCGUCUUCUUCAGUGUCGUUAUCGCCGGCGCCCACGGAACACGCCGGUAAUCAGACGCGGCUUUAUCGACCGUGGGCCGAUUCUCCAUCGUCGCCAUCGUCGCCUUGCCGAUCGCAGGAACAAGUUUUACCCGUCGUCACAACACCCAUGCAGUAUCAUUCCCUCUUUUUCCCGCUGCUCGCGCCUGAACAACAACUCGCCGCUCUUGAAUAUUCCAGGCUACAACAGAUACAACGCUUUCAGUCCAAUCUCUUUCUCAGUAAAUUGUAUCAUUAAUUCUCUUUUUUCUCGCAAAAUACUCGAAAAAUACUCGAAAAAUAAUCAAAAAAUACUCAAAAAAUACUCAAAAAAAAAAACACAAAAGAA
Molecule: messenger RNA, 2938 nt
Organism: Leptopilina heterotoma
Lineage: Eukaryota; Metazoa; Arthropoda; Insecta; Hymenoptera; Figitidae
Product: T-box-containing protein TBX6L-like
Exons: 6
Coding region: 1535-2848 (437 amino acids)
Biological process (GO): positive regulation of DNA-templated transcription; cell fate specification; regulation of transcription by RNA polymerase II
Cellular component (GO): nucleus
Molecular function (GO): RNA polymerase II cis-regulatory region sequence-specific DNA binding; DNA-binding transcription factor activity, RNA polymerase II-specific
Source: RefSeq, a predicted model, not a curated record